Messenger RNA from Apis mellifera (honey bee), 1506 nucleotides. RefSeq lists its product as uncharacterized. The transcript is spliced from 6 exons. Bases 360 to 1316 code for a protein of 318 amino acids. Gene Ontology annotation, cellular component: membrane. Lineage: Eukaryota; Metazoa; Arthropoda; Insecta; Hymenoptera; Apidae. Gene Ontology annotation, molecular function: growth factor receptor binding; growth factor activity. Gene Ontology annotation, biological process: positive regulation of protein autophosphorylation; positive regulation of cell population proliferation. The record is from RefSeq and is a predicted model, not a curated record.
UGUGUGCAGCCGAGAAAUACGCGCCGAGACGUAUUCGCUUCGGCAGUCGAUCGCGGCGCGAGCGCAGUCGAACCUGGUCAGGUGCGACUUUCCUUCCGUUUUCCUCGUGCAUCGAGUGCGAAACACGCGAAACACGUCGGGUGGAUAAACACGAUCGUGUUGCAAACACGAUCACCGUUUCCCCGAAUUUACCGCCGCAAUAUUGGAUCGCCACGAGUUGCUGGCCGAUCAUCUGGGCCACGUGUUACCGUGUUUUCAGAGAAGAGUGGCAACACGGUGAAUAUUUUAUGACCGGAGGAUAGGAUAGGAUAGAACUCGAUUCCCUUUUCUUUUUUUCGAGCACGGGUGGACAGCCAGACAUGCCGUACUCUAAGUGUAGAACGUUUCUCCGUUUCUUCGCGAUUUGUUCGUUCUCGACUUGUGGACUGGUGAUGGCUCAACUCGAGGAUACCAGAUACCCCGACCAAAGGAUAGUGUUCCCCGAUCGGGGGAGAGAAACGGCGAAUCCUGCGUUGGAGGGCGGGCCGAGUGGAGGAGGAAUUGGCGAAUUGGCGAAAUCGAUACAAUUAGCCAAGAAAAUCAGUUCCAUUAAUUCGAGAGACGAUUUUCUUAAAUUAGUCAAAGAUGUGCCGAAGGAUAUAUCUUUCUUCUCCUCGAGCAGUAGAAUGGGAGAAACUGAACGUUCGAAUGCCGAGCGACCAAAUCAAGCUUUGUGUAUGCCUGAAUUGCAAACAGUUCCUCUAUUAGAAAAUGAGCCAUCUGUUAUUUAUUAUCCAACUUGCACACGGAUCAAAAGAUGCGGAGGUUGUUGUACACACUCACUCCUCUCUUGUCAACCAACGGCUACGGAAAUUCGAAAUUUCGAGAUUCUUGUGACAAUUCUUGAAUCCAGUGGUAAAUUAAAAUAUCAAGGCAAACGUAUCGUACCGAUAGAGGAGCACACGCAAUGCACGUGUGACUGCAAAAUAAAGGAGACGGACUGUAACAAGAAACAGUCUUAUGUACCAGAGGAAUGUACAUGUGCGUGCAACAACGUCGAUGAACAGAAAAAGUGUAAUGAAAGCAACAUAAAAAUGUGGCACCCAGAUCUUUGUAGCUGUUUUUGCAGAGAAACACAGGAAUGUUCAACUGGUUUUUAUUUCGACCAAAAUUCAUGCAGAUGCCUGCAAGUACCGCUAUCUAGAACAUGGUUUACAUCCACAAAAGGUUCUGAUUAUAGAUUCGGACAAACACAAAGACCAGAUAAUGUACCACCGGUAAUAAUUGCCCUAGAUUCAGAUGAUCCUAGAAGAAAACCUAAACCAGAUCCAGAAUAAUCAGAUUGGUCAUUUAUAGGCUAAAUUUUAAAACAAUUUAAUUUCUUAUCUUUGUGCCAUUUUGUUAUACAUAAAAGUAUUGAUAUUAUUUAUGUAUUAAUAUUAAUAUUAAUAUUAGUUAUUGCAAAAAAUAAAUGAAUGUAUUUUUAUAUAUCAAAAAAUAUUGUAAUAUAAAGAAAUACAAUUAUUU